This is a messenger RNA of Asparagus officinalis (garden asparagus), 879 nucleotides long. RefSeq lists its product as uncharacterized. Lineage: Eukaryota; Viridiplantae; Streptophyta; Magnoliopsida; Asparagales; Asparagaceae. The record is from RefSeq and is a predicted model, not a curated record. The coding region runs from base 484 to 771 and encodes 95 amino acids. The transcript has 3 exons.
GGUCCUUUUAAAAAUUUGUCCUAACCCUAACUGCAAGCAUAAAUCAGUCCUCUGGCCCUCUCUCUUUACACGUGAACCAGUAACACAUGUGAACCAGUAACAAACACCAAAGCAAGCACAAGAUAGUUUUGAGUCCCCUGUCACAAAAGUUCCCAACCCCUGUAACCAACCAGAUUUUCUUCAGGUCAUAAAUUUCUUAUUAUAAUCUCAACCUAACCAACCUCACUAUAAAACUAACUCAAUAGACUUAAUAUUUUACAAAGACAGUCUAGAUAUGACUUGGGAAAAGCUGACAUAAGAGACUCAAUACAGUGUGAACAUGAUAUAUGGGUCUCUUAUAGUCCAAGCCAAAUUACAAUCAUUACAUAUAAGAGUUGUUUAAGCGUCUGAACUACUAUGUUAAUAAAUACACAGAAAGUUCUCCCCUCUAUCAGUAUAAAUAGCAGCCAAAAGUCUUGCUGAGUUGUUUGAGAAGAGCCUACAAUGGGAAACCAGGCAACCGAACUUUUCUUCGUCUUCAUGAACUAUGAUCCUGAGUAUGAGCGUCUACUCAGAGACCGAUCGAAGAAAGGAGCAGACGAACUCGACGCAUAUCUUAGCAACAAACACAACCAGCUGCUAGCGAGGCUUCUACAGCCAAACACCUACAAGAAGAGAAAUUCAUUAGCCAUUGUCGAUGGCUUCUCCGUUGAAGUAACUCAACAGCAGGCAGCUGUUCUGAGAUCAGCAAAGGAAGUGAGGCUCGUUGAGAAGAACCAGGAGCUUGAUUAAUGAUUCAGAGACUUUUGACUUGUUUUUUAUAAUAAUAAUUAUAGUGUUGGGUGACUGUAGGAAGCUGUAAAUUUGCAAUCUCUAUGCAUAUUAGUGUGACUUUUCGCA